GGCGUUCGACCCGACAAAUACACAUUGCUGAAAGUCCACUAAACUAAAAACUCCAUUGACGCUUGCUCCUGCUUACUCCAUUUGAAGCAAGCAAGAAACUGAAAUCUGGGCAGUCUGGCAAAGUUUACUUUGUCAUGAACUGCCUGUCGCAACUGUCAUCGUACACUGCUGCUUUGAUUGCGAGGACCUCUUACUUCGUUACCAAACGUUCUCUGUAUGGAUGUUCUGCCUCCGCGUGGAAGAGGAAGUUAGAGCAUCCUGUUAUUAGGUCUGCCCAUUUAGAAUUUGUCCUCACAAGGUUUCGUGUUCAGUGCUAUUCAUCUAGAAAAGGCCGCAAAUCUGCUUCUAAAUUGCAGAAGCUAGAGCCUGAAUUAGUGAUGGAGCAAGAAAAGGAUGCUUUUUUUGUUGUCCGUAAAGGGGACAUUGUUGGUGUCUAUAAAAGUCUCAUUGAAUGUCAGGCUCAAGUUGGAACUUCCAUAUGCAAUCCUCCUGUUAGUGUGUACAAGGGAUACUCCUUGCCUAAGGAUGCUGAGGAUCACCUUUUCUCGCAUGGGCUAAAGAAUGCUUUAUAUACUGUAAGAGCCGCUGAUUUGAGUGAUGAUGUAUUGGGUACUCUUGCUCCUUGUCUCUUCCAGGAUCCAGCUUCUUCUGAGGCAGGCACAUCAAGCUAUGCUGCAUCUAAAAAGAGAUCUUUGGGUGUGCUUGGACAAGAAAAUGUGGAGGAAGGAAUUGGUCUGAGAUUCCCCUCUGAAGAACCAUUGAAAAAACAAGUGAAGUAUCAUUCUGCUGUGGCUCAAGUAUCAUCAUCCGAAUUGCGGACUUGUAUCCUUGAGUUUGAUGGUGCAUCAAAAGGAAAUCCUGGAAAAGCUGGUGCAGGGGCUAUUCUGCGCAGGAGUGAUGGGAGUUUGAUUUGUAGGUUGCGUGAAGGUGCGGGUUUUGCAACCAACAAUGCUGCUGAAUAUCGUGCUUUAAUAUUGGGAAUGAAAUAUGCACUUCAAAAGGGGUUUACUGGUAUUCAUAUCCAAGGUGACUCCAAGCUUGUUUGCAUGCAGAUUGACGGUUUAUGGAAGGUCAAGAAUGAGAGCAUGUCUAAGUUGUAUAAGGUGGCAAAAGAACUCAAGGAUAAAUUUUUAUCAUUCCAGAUUACUCAUGUUCUAAGGAAUUUUAACUCAGAAGCUGAUGCUCAAGCAAACCUGGCCGUCAAUCUUGCUGAUGGCCAAGUCCAAGAAGUGCAAGAUUAGGUCAAAACAUCGAAUCAUGAAAUCCGGUGACUAUAUUGUGGGUGACCUGGUUAUCUGACAAUCAAAACCUUAGAAUGAAUAUAUAUAUAUAUAUAUAUAUAUUUUGGGUCCUUUGUCACUGGAAUGAUUUAUAGUUCGGUUGGUGGUUAAAAAUGGCUUGUCCACUGGGGUACCAACCAUCCUGAAAUUGAGGCGCCGAAUGUUCCUUUGAUUUUUCUUACAGGGAAUCAAUCCCUAUAUGUUGAAUUUUCUGAUUUGAUUUGCUAUCUAGUUCUACUUAGUUUUGUUAGAGGGAAUAAAUCCCAUUAAGUUGAAUUUUCUGGUUAUUGGCACUGCAAGCAUAACUCUUGUCGUCCUUGUAUUGUUUUAUGAUUUCUUUUUAAAUGUACUUUUAAUGUAUAGAAUUACAUACAUUAUUGAAACAA
Prosopis cineraria is the source of this 1666-nucleotide messenger RNA. RefSeq lists its product as uncharacterized. The record is from RefSeq and is a predicted model, not a curated record. Bases 135 to 1241 code for a protein of 368 amino acids. Lineage: Eukaryota; Viridiplantae; Streptophyta; Magnoliopsida; Fabales; Fabaceae. Gene Ontology annotation, molecular function: nucleic acid binding; RNA-DNA hybrid ribonuclease activity. The transcript is spliced from 11 exons.